This is a messenger RNA of Aspergillus nidulans FGSC A4, 1680 nucleotides long. RefSeq names its product Gfo/Idh/MocA family protein. The transcript has a single exon. Lineage: Eukaryota; Fungi; Ascomycota; Eurotiomycetes; Eurotiales; Aspergillaceae. Gene Ontology annotation, molecular function: nucleotide binding. The record is from RefSeq and is a predicted model, not a curated record. Bases 1 to 1680 code for a protein of 559 amino acids.
AUGAAACAACUCACCUUCCUCAUAAUCGGCGCCGGCUCCCGCGGCAGCGCCUACGCCCGCGCAAUCACAUCUUCUACGCGCGCACGCAUCGGCGCAGUCGCAGAGCCAGACCCCUACAAGCGGCGCCAGCUAGGCCAGAAAUAUAUUUGGGGCGAUAGAGCUCCCAGUACAGGAGAAGAGUUCGACGGGUGGGAAAGUUGGAUCCAGUAUGAAACUGAACGAAGACGACGGCAUCAAGCAAGUGCAAAUGCGGAUAAUGAAGGAGAGAGCGAAGUAAAAGGAGGGGUUGACGGCGUGCUCAUCUGCACCCUUGACGAAACACACAUUCUCGUCCUGAAGGCCCUCGCAAAGGCGAACCUGCUCGAUCUCCAUGUCCUCUGCGAGAAACCUCUUGCGUUGUCGUUGGAUGAUUGUCUCAGCGUCUACGCCGCUUACACCAGACAGCCAAGAAGUAUCUUCUCAAUUGGCCAUGUACUCCGCUACAGCCCCCACAAUCUUCUUCUGAGACGACUGGUUCGAGAAGAAAAGGUCAUUGGCGAUAUUGUCUCAGUAGAGCACACCGAGCCAGUCGGGUACUGGCAUUUUGCACACAGUUAUGUCCGUGGGAACUGGAGACGGGAAACUGAAAAUGGAGAUGGAAGUUUGCUGACGAAAAGUUGUCACGACGUUGACUUUUUGCUUUGGCUUGUUGAAGGGGCUGUUACUUCGCCUUCAUCUUCUUUUGGCACUAGCGAUGGUGACGGCGACGGUGAGAGGAAAUUGAAGCUACGAACCGUCUCCUCAACUGGGUACCUCACGCAAUUCACACCCUCCCAGAAGCCUCCCGCUGCCGGCUCCGCAACAAACUGCACGUCUUGCCCCAUCGAGCGGGACUGCAUGUACUCCGCCAUCCGGAUCUAUCGCGACAACCAGCUAAGGAAGGGCAAGUCAGGGUGGCCGGUUAAGAUCGUCUGCCCGGAUAUAGAAGACUACCUACCUUCGCCCCACGGCAAGGACGGGAAUGGCACCGAAGAUGGCAAUCUCGAGAAUGGAGCUGAAGGUGAUCUGAAUGCAGCAGAGCAUCAUCUCCUCUCCACCCUUCAACAAGACUACGACGAUAACACGCCCGACGAAGUCAUCAAGCGGAGACCCUGGUACGGUCGCUGCGUCUGGGAGUCCGAUAACGACGUUGUUGAUGACCAAUUCGUCUCACUUGCCUGGGACGUCCUGCCCUCGUCCCCAUCCUCCCAGACGACCUUUAGAUCCACAACUAAAAGGAAUGGCCCCGGCAUAACAGCAAAUCUUCACAUGAUUGCACCCACACAGGAUCAAUGCGUCCGACGGGGCCGUAUCUACGGCACACACGGCGAGAUAACGUACACCUCGUCCAGCAUAACAAUUUACACAUUUGCUGACAACGAGACCCGGAUUCUUGAAAUACCCAAGCAACCGCCCGAGGAGGAAGAGGCACACGGGGGCGGCGACUACGGACUCGCUCGUGGGUUCGUAGGUGCCGUCGAGAAGGUCAUUAAUGAGGGGUGGGAGGCUGAGAAGGCACAGAGAAUGUUUGUGGGAUGUAGCCUUGACGACGUGAUCAAGAGUCAUGGGGUUGUUUUCGCGGCAGAAGAGAGUCGAAGACACGAAGGCGUCGUGAAAUGGGGUGAGUGGUGGGCAGGGAAAUUGGCUGGUGUUGGGUUAUAA